Messenger RNA from Struthio camelus australis, 7200 nucleotides. NCBI's taxonomy places the organism in Eukaryota, Metazoa, Chordata, Aves, Struthioniformes, Struthionidae. The record is from RefSeq and is a predicted model, not a curated record.
GGGCCGGGAGGGCUGCGGCUGCUGAGGGCUCCGCCGCUGACUACCCAUUUCUGGUCCCUUCGGAGGCGAGGAUAUGAGCCCAGCCGGACCAGGGCGAUGUGAUAACGUCAACUCAAGGCAUGGACACACUCUUCAACCGAGACACUCGCAACUGCUGAAGGGCUCGUCGUCUUGUUGCUGACUGUCUGAAGGUUGUACAGCUUCCAGCGAGUUGCACACAUCCUUAGGAAGUAGAUGCUCCUAGCUGUAGCACACGCAUCUCUGCCAAAUAACGUAGCAACACUUCAUUUCACCUUUUCUGGAAUGGAGAUUUCUUCCCACCAGUUUCACCUCCUGCAACAACUAAAUGAGCAGCGCAGGCAGGACUUAUUCUGUGACUGCAAUAUCUUGGUUGAGGGAAAGGUCUUCAAAGCACAUCGAAAUGUGCUGUUUGCCAGCAGUGGCUAUUUCAAAAUGCUCCUUUCACAGAGUUCAAAGGAGACUAGUCAGCCAACAACAGCUACUUUCCAGGCAUUUUCUCCUGAUACGUUUACAGUUAUUCUAGAUUUUGUGUAUUCAGGCAAACUGUCCCUUACUGGUCAGAACGUCAUUGAAGUCAUGUCAGCGGCUAGCUAUCUUCAGAUGACCGAUGUUAUCAGCGUGUGUAAGACAUUCAUUAAGUCAUCUCUGGACAUCAGUGAGAAGGAAAAGGACCGCUACUUCAGUCUUUCGGACAAAGAUGUAAAUUCAAAUGGCGUGGACCGCUCCUGCUUAUAUGGUGCUGGCUGGAGGGCAGAAAGCAGCCCCCCACAUUCUCACUUAAAUCCGGAUCAAGGGACAUGUAUGAUGGGUGGAAGUGCUUGGAGCAAUUUCAACUACUAUCCAACUUCUCAAAGAAAUGCACAGCAACAGCUGUCCAAGCAUGACCAAAGGCAGGAUUCCAUUAAAAAAACCAGGCACCUAGGACUGCAGCAAUCUUCUGACAUUCCUCACUAUAAAUCAAGCAAACUUGAGGACAGGGCUUCUGAGCCUGCUGGCCACGUUACUCAAUCUGAGGAGCAAGUUCAGAUUGAAACAGAAGUUGAAUCUCCUCACGUGGGAUACCAGUACGGUCAAGGGUCUGAUGUGAUACCAAGGAGUUUAGCUGUAUCACAGCAAGAGCAUGAAUCACCUCGUUCUUCUGGCAAAUCCAAGUCUUCAAAAGCAGACGAGCAGUAUACGAGCAUGCCCUCGAUUCUAGGUGUCAUGGGAAGCUGGGCUGAAGAUGAUCUGCCCAGGAUGAGGUUCAAGUGCCCAUUCUGUACACAUGUGGUGAAAAGAAAAGCAGACUUAAAGCGUCACCUUCGCUGUCAUACAGGAGAGCGCCCUUACCCUUGUGAGGCAUGUGGAAAAAGAUUUAGCAGGCUAGAUCACCUAAGUAGCCAUUUUCGAACAAUUCAUCAGGCUUGUAAGCCUAUCUGCAGAAAGUGUAAACGCCACGUGACUGAGCUAACAGGACAAGUGGUCCAAGAGGGGACAAGACGUUACAGACUCUGUAAUGAGUGUUUGGCUGAAGCUGGCAUAGACAGUAUUCGCAUUGACUUGGAGGCUGAAGCACCCCUUGAAUUUCCACAAGAAGGGGAUAAGGAUUCCAGGUGGCACUAUGGGGAAGACAACAGAUCUGAUGUGGAGAUUGUGGAGGAUGGGUCAACCGACUUGGUCAUUCAGCAGGUUGACGACAGUGAGGAUGAAGCAGAUGAAAAGGAAGUAAAACCAAAUAUUAGGUAGUUGUGAGAUAAGAAUUAGUAAAUUAUCCCUUUUACAUUGAAUUCCUGUGUCUUGACCAUAAGCCCUCCGCCAGCCUGUUCUUAUCAUACAAAGACAUAUUGGUUUCUCUUGAACAGGUCCAAACUUGCAUGCAUUUAUGGACAUGCCAUUGGUGCCAUUUUGAAUUUUGUUAUCAAAAUACUCGUAUUUUGCGCCAUUAGGAAUAAUCCAUCCCUAAAUGGAAUAAUGGACGAACAAGGAAACUGAAGUACUACACGGAUAACUUUUUAUAGUCGACAAUGGGUCCCUUCUAAAAACCUCUUUCAAAGGGGUAGAGUCUAAAUACUUUAAAAAAAGUCACAAAGCAUUGUAAAUUACCCACUUCUUAAACUUCUAGAGAUGUGGGUUUUAUAUGCAGUAUCACCUGGUGAUUAAGAAAGUAUAAAUACCACCACCACCACCACUGUAGAAUAUAGAGAAAAUCUCUUUUCAGCACUCAGAAGUGAAGAUAAUCUUCCAUGAAAUUUCAUGAACUCUUCAUAUUAUGAUUUGAAAAGCCAGGCAGAGAAUUAAGAAAGAACACAUAAAAAUGUUUUGGCAUAUACAUCUGGAAAAGCACUUUCUUUUAAAAAAUUAUUCUAAUAAGGAGAAUCUUUAGCAGAUCAUUCAUUUAAGAAAUAUUUCUUUACAAGAAAAUAAAACACAUGCAUACUACUCCUAGUCAACGCAUCAGAGAUAAAGUGAUUGCUAAUAUGGAUCAUUAGUUCAUACCAGUAGAUGUUUUAUUCACUCUGAAAACUGGGAACUCAAGUUGGGGUGUGUUUUAGUAACCAUGGUAAAAAUACUUAAAAAAAAAAACAAAACAAAACAAACCUCAGAAGUGCUGAUGUGAUGUGACUGGUAGCCCUGCAUCCACAGCAUUACCUGUGGCAGUGCCAGCUUUUCAAUGCCAACGUGAAGGAAACAAUCUUUACAAGGUUGCUUUGGCCUUUGUAUUCUUUCCUUGUCCCCUAUUCUAAUUGCCAGUAGUGGUGGCAGAGCCAGCUAACUUGUACACUAUAUAUACUAUAUCAUUAGAAAUGGAACUGAAGAGAUUUGCAUCUGAAGCCAUUGGCUUAUUCUUGUUUGUAUUGACCUGUACUCAAUUUAAAAUGAUGAGUUUUAAGAUGCAGUCAUUAUCAAUUUAUAUAUUCGCAGAGUCAUUCAGUCACCAAGAAAUUUUUAACCUUUUUCAGUUUGUACUACACACCAGUGAACAAUACGUACUGAAAGCCCUAGACAUUGUAUUUGCAUUACUUUACCUACAAUUAGACUACAAGAGAUGACUAAUGGCGAAGAAAGUUUACUUUUAAAACAAAAUGAGUCACUUGGUUUUCUAACUUAGCGAGUUUACCUUAACCAGCACUGUAAACACAAAAAGACCAGAAGUAUGCUGCUGGGGUGCUUUUACUCUGUAUUUUCUUGGACAGAAAUGAGUAUUACUAAAGGCUUCAUCCUCUGAUCACUAAAGUCAAUGGGUAAAGGCUUAGAAAACUUUUUUUUUUUUUACUACUGCGUAAGCAUGUUUGCCUGAAACCUGGGAUUAAUUACAGAACCAUUCCAUAUAUAUAUACUAUAUAAUCUCUUUCCCAGGAGCGGCUGCAAAGUCACUAUUUUAUUUUUAUUUCUGUAAAAACUGUAUAGCCUUAUUAGUAUCAUCAUUACCAGAGAGUACAGCUUUUUCUUACCAGGCUGCAGAUGGCUAGCCUACGAGUCUCUUAAAUGAGAGCUCAAGCGCUUCCUUACCAAGUUCACAGUGUAAGCAUUAAGUGCUUCCCCCUCCCCAUAAAAAAAAAAAAAAACCCUUGCAAGACUGUCAAGAAGUAGCCUGCUCAUAUGUUCUGAGGAGACUCUAUUCUCUUUCCUUGUAUCCAGUUGGGGAGUGUUGUUUAUUGCUCCUACAGAAAUUAUCAUCCAUUGGCCUUGGACUUGGGGGGCAGGUGGAAGGAGGGGGGAUUUAUCAAGCUUUCUAACGACCCAUAUGUAAACAUUUUUUGUUACACUUUGUUCAGCAGUCCACAAAAUGGACUUGAUGUGAAAAUAGCUAGUAAUUUCUUGGAGUUUAUUGCUCCAAAAAUUCAUAAUACAAAAUGGUUAAAAAUAUUCCAUGAACACCCUUAUCUAAAUCAAAUAUAGAACAAAGAAAUAUAUAAAGGAAUAUGGAAUGGCUUAAAUUAAUUGCAAAUUCCAAGAGAAAAUGCUUGCAGAAAUAGAAUAUAAUAGAUUUCUCCCUUGCCAUUUAAACAGUAUGCACAAUAAAUUGUAGGUAUCUGUGCCUACUGUCCCAGAAUACGAAAAAACUGGGAUUAGUGUGUGUAUGUGUGUGUGUGUGUGUGUGUGUGUGUAUUUGGGGAUGGAUUUAGGGGCUGGGAAAAGACAGUUUCACUCAGAGAUUGAAAUCCUAACUGCCAACUAUAAAGGUGAGACUAUUAAAGGGUUAUAUAUGUUGGGAGUGGGUGGGUUCAGAAGCAAAGAGAUUUCUGCAUCAAUGCUCAAUCUGAUUAGAUACCCUAAAUCUGAGAAUAGUGAGGACCAGAUGCUUCAGAAAAAGAUGUGAAAUAGCUGUAAUAGGCAAUUAUACAAGGAACAGUCUAUCCAUAUGAAGACAUUUACUUUUUAAGUAUAGGCAGAUUAAUGGUUGAUUUAUGCCCUGGCAAACAAGGGUUUUUAUUGCUUUUUUACAUUACUCUUUUCAGUAGCAUAAAUAAAUAUUUGUAGUCAUUUUUAAAGUAUCUUACUAAGCUUGGAGUUCUAGCUCAAGACUGCGAUUCCCGUAGGUCAAUUAAGUUUUGUAUUUAAAAAGGUAUCGUUUUUAUAUUUGUUGCCUUAUUUCAGUUGUUGUUCCCUUAUUUUUGUAUUGCGAGACAUGAUAAAUGUAAGUGCCUUAUAUUUUCUACACUGUCCUUCAUUUUACAUACCCAAUCAUAUAUUUUGCUUGUUUUUCUCUAAAAGAAAGUAAUUCUCUUUUGUUCUUUUGGGUUUUUUUUUCCCUCCUUGCAUUUCCAAGCCUCUCGUCACUCUCUUCUUCAUAUUCCUGUUCAUAUCGCAUACCACGCAUUAGCAGAAGUUAACGUUUUCCUCCUUUUCAAGGAGGAAACUAAAGAUCUUGUAGGAAACUUUAAGAGAAACAGCUUUGACAGUUGUUCAUUUCAUAGGAUUGUUCCCACAGAAUUUAAUUUACUUGAUAAAAGCUGAUUGUAAUGUGUUUUAGAAAUUUGUCAGGUUACAAGUAAGGUACCUGAUUUUAUCUUUAAAUCCUAGAGAAGGCUAUUUAGGACUAUUGACUUCUGCUAACAUUGAUCCAUUCAGAUUCAGGUUCUGUACUGUCUCUGUACGUACAAAUCUCAAUUUGGGAGGUUCAAAUUGGGUAGCACUGGAGCAGGUUGCCCAGAGAGAUUGUGAAAUCUCUCUCCUUGAAGGUUUUCAAGACUCAACUAGACAAAGCCAUGGCUGAUCUGAUGUGAUCUCAGUGCCAGCCUUGUUUCCUGUGAGAGGUAGGAUUAGAGACCUCCAGAAGUCCCCUAUGACCAAGAGUUCUGUGAUUCCUCUCAAAUUGUUUUUUUUUUACUAGUGUCUUCAUUGUGCCUUGUACUUCUUUCUGCUUCUCCAGGACUGUUUGCUUUGGAUUCUCUUAAAUACUACUUGUUCACGCAUGUUUUGGUUCUUCACUGAUAUUCGAAAUGUCUUUCACUGAUAUUCAAAAUGUCUUUCUCUUGUCUUUUGCUUUUCCAUUCCCCAUUUCAACUGACUAACGUGGAGGUGUGUCCACUACAAGUGACAUUCCUCUUUUAAACCUCUACUUUCUGUGGAAUCCUAGUGUCUGCCCCUUUGUCUCCUCCAUCAAUACUUUGUCAUUGGAAGACUGUCUCUGUUUGCUUGGCUCGUGUUAAUCGUGUGUUCAUGAAAACCAUGGUCAAGAAUGAAGACAUAGAUUCAUCAUGCCCUGUUUAGUGUCUGACCUCUAACUAUCCUUGUUUUGUGGCGACUACCUUGCCAUCCGCUCAAACGCUAAAAUACUGUAUUCUAAAGCAUUUCUCCUUCCUCUGUUUCAGGUGUUUCUUACUGAAUUCUUCCUGCCUCCUAAACCUAUGAACUACUUGAUAUUUGAUUUGCUUUUCUCUUUCAACUGCAGCACACACAUCCUAUCCCCACUAUUUCUGUUUUCCAUUAAGUUGCCUGAAAUUCUCUUUGUACUAUUCUUACAGACAGCGCUUGCCCUUACCUUAAAAUUUCAGGAAGACUAGCUUUUGGCUGUCAUUUUCACACUAAUAGGGAAAAUAUACAGAAUGAAUAUCCCUUUCCAACUUGAUAAUAUACUCUACUCUUCCAAAGAACUGAGGUGAAAAAAACAUACACAAAAAUGGUGAUUUAGUGUGAGCUAUGAAAAUGCCUGUGAGCCCAGAGAUCCCUGCAGUAGAAGAACUGAGUAGAUACUGACACUGACUGCUCCACCUAUCAUCCUUUACUUCUGGCUCUUCAGAAAAAAUAUCCCAUCCUCCAGGAUUUUGGGACCCUUCUAAAUUGUCAUUUUUCAAUGACAAUUUAGGAAAAACUUCUCCCUUGGAUAUCAAAUUAUUAGGAAAUAUAUUACAACAUUUCUUCCCUGAAGCAUCUGGUCACUGCCAGAGAUUAUAGUAUUCCAUUAUCUAGCUAUGCCAAUGUCAGAAUUUCUUAAAUUUUGGUCUCUUAAUCUGCACUGGCAGCAACCAUCAAACAACAGUAUUUAGACAGAACACCUUGCAGUAUAAACUGAAAUGAAUCAUGCUGUUGUAACAUCUGAUGUGACAGCUUUGAUUAACAAGCAUGCUGCAUGUUGAUGUUGGGAAUAUGGCGGCAGAAGUAUUUUAGAUUUACUUAUUAAAAUUUGAGUUGCAUCCUCAUCCUAAAUAUCUUAUAACACGUAGUUGUCCCUUAACCCUGUAUCUAAGGCUUGUGCACAAUAUCUUAAAAAAGACAGAUACUUCUAAUACCUUCAGUUCAGGUUUCUGUUACUUUUUGGUGGAGUAUUUUAAAAUGCUGCUGAACUGAUUAUGUGCAUCACCUAGCUUCAACCACUGAACAGUUCUAUGCAGAAUAACUUGUAUUUUCUUUGGAAGGUAAGCUGGCAAAAAAUCAUUUAAUACUAACCUCCUAUGCAUUAAAGAUAAAAGGAACAUUCAGUCAAAGGCAAGCAAACUCUUUUUCCAAUGUUUCAGUUGACAUUUUUACCAGAAACUACCUAUUAAAGAUCCUUUUUCUUCACCAAAGAAUAUAAAUAUCAAAAAUCUACCAAACCAGAUCUUGAGAUGAGUUCUAGGUACACCUUGAAGUGAGUUACAUUAACUGAGCAAAUUCUUUGAAAAAUACCAAUUUAUUUCUUUAAACAAAAUAGUGUAAACUUAAGACCACAGGGGACUGCUAUUAUUAGCAUAAGAAAUCAAUAGUACAAGCCAGAUA